Molecule: messenger RNA, 733 nt
Organism: Nicotiana tabacum (common tobacco)
Lineage: Eukaryota; Viridiplantae; Streptophyta; Magnoliopsida; Solanales; Solanaceae
Source: RefSeq, a predicted model, not a curated record
AGUUUUGGGCUUUUGCCGCUAUUUUAUUGCUAGCUUUUUGGUCUAUGCUCACCGGAACUGUUACUCUCCGUUGGUCCGCCGGCAACCUCAACGCCAUCUCCGAUAAUAUCGACAUUCCUCUCCCCGAAGAUCUCGACGUUCUCGCAAUGGAAGAAAGGGAGAAGUUAGUGAAGCAUAUGUGGGAUGUAUAUACAAACAGCCGUGGGAUCAAAAUGCCAAAGUUUUGGCAGGAAGCAUUUGAGGCGGCAUACGAGGAGUUAACCAGUGAUGUUCCUGGAGUUUCCGAAGAUGCCAUUUCUGAGAUCGCUAAGAUGUCUGUUCGCUACAUUCCUAUUGAAUCGCCACCUCUCCAUUCAUUGGGAGUGCGAGAAUUAAGUCUAAGGCAAACGAAGAGCGAACAAACAACUGCAACAGGGAGAAGGUUAUGACUUGGAGAAAUCAAGAACCCCCAUUUGCGUGGUUGCGGCUUUUUCACACACGAUAAAUGGUGAUUUAUGCCAUCUGCUGUCUGGUAUUGAUGAAAGGGAGCAUUUGGGAAAAGAUUACACUGACAUGCAUUGCAUUUUUGCUGUAAGGACAAAACGAUGUAUCUAUUUAGGUUUUGAUACUUGUAAUUUUUUAUUCUCCUUUAUUUUCCUGUCUUCCUAAUGAAAGCACAUAUUGGUGAAAAACUCAAACAUUAUCAUGAUUGGAUUAAUUCAUGCAAAAAGAAAAAUCUGGAGUUGUUGCUACA